GCUACCCGUCAAGAUGGCGAUGCGUAUGUCUCAACAUGCCCCUCAUUCCGAGCCACCAUACUGACCAUCUCAUCUUCGUUUCGCCAGAGCUUGACUUGUCCCAAGGUACAACACUUCCUCGGAAUAACCGGUGAUCCUAGAUCGCUCCGCCGCUAACAUUACCCGCCAACAGCUUCCGUGUUGAAGGAUGAAUCGGGCCGGCCGUUCAUUGUCGUUCGAGAGUACGUUGCGGCCACCCUAUAAUGAUGAGUUCGGAGAUCGGUUGCUGAUACGCUCGGUUCUCUACAGCCAGGGAAAGAAAAAGAGACAGCAUGGUAACGAUGCGGUGAAGUCUCACAUUGUUGCCGCCAAAACCGUUGCCAACAUUGUGAAAUCUUCUCUGGUAGGACCUUAUCAACAGCCCAUCAAUACCACCGACAUCUAAUAAGAUUAGGGUCCUCGUGGUCUCGAUAAAAUUUUGAUCUCCGCAGAUGGCGACAUCACCGUUACCAACGAUGGCGCUACCAUCCUGGGUCAGGUUUGUCGCGCCGCUCCUCGAAACCCCUCGUUCCAAUGGCUCCGCUAACUCACCGACCUUUGAAGAUGGAAAUCACAAACAACGUCGCCAAGCUCUUGGUUGAGCUUUCGAAGUCCCAGGACGAAGAGAUUGGUGAUGGAACAACUGGUGUCGUCGUUUUGGCCGCGGCCAUGUUGGAGCAGGCUUCCGAUCUCAUUGACAAGGGCAUCCACCCCAUCCGUAUCGCCGAUGGCUACGACCAAGCCUGCGAGAUUGCCGUUUCGAAGCUUGACGAGAUUAGUGAUUCGAUUCCUUUCAGCCGGGAUGACACAAGCAACCUGCUGCAGGUUGCAAAGACCAGCUUGGGUAGCAAGAUUGUCUCCAAGUCUCACGACCAGUUCGCCCAGAUUGCCGUCGACGCAGUGCUUUCGGUUGCCGAUCUCGAUCGCAAGGAUGUCGAUUUUGAAUUGAUCAAGGUGGAUGGAAAGGUCGGAGGUGCUCUCGAAGACUCUUUGCUUGUUAAGGGUGUUAUUGUCGACAAGGACUUCUCCCACCCUCAGAUGCCCGACGAGGUCCGCGACGCCAAAUUGGCCAUUCUCACCUGUCCGUUCGAGCCCCCCAAGCCGAAGACCAAGCACAAGCUCGACAUCACAUCCGUUGAGGAAUUCAAGAAGCUGCAAGACUACGAGAGCGAGAAGUUCACAGAGAUGAUUCAUAACCUGAAGGAUGCGGGUGCCAACCUGGUUAUCUGCCAAUGGGGUUUCGACGACGAGGCCAACCACCUUCUGCUCCAGAACAAGCUUCCCGCUGUGCGGUGGGUCGGCGGCCCUGAAAUCGAGCUGAUCGCUAUCGCAACGAACGGUCGCAUUGUUCCCCGAUUCGAAGACCUAAGCUCGGAGAAGCUUGGAACUGCCGGCAGUGUGCGGGAGAUGACUUUCGGUACCACCCGUGAGAAGAUGCUUGUCAUUGAAGAUUGUGCCAACAGCCGUGCCGUUACGAUAUUCGUACGAGGAAGUAACAAGAUGAUCAUCGACGAAGCCAAGCGUUCGCUGCAUGAUGCUCUUUGCGUCGUUCGCAACUUGGUUCGUGACAACCGAGUUGUGUAUGGUGGUGGUGCUGCCGAAAUCGCUUGCGCUCUGGCUGUGGAAGAUGCCGCCGUCAAGAGCCCCGGAAUCGAACAGUACGCCAUGCGCGCUUUCGCUGAUGCGCUGGAUGCUGUACCGAUGGCCCUCGCCGAGAACUCUGGAUUGAGCCCCAUCGAGACCCUUGCCUCGAUCAAGUCGCGCCAGGUUAAGGAGAACAACUCCCGACUGGGUGUCGACUGCAUGUUGACCGGUAACAACGAUAUGCGGGAGCACUUCGCCAUUGAUCCCCUGAUCAGCAAGCGACAGCAACUGUUGCUCGCUACUCAGCUCUGCCGCAUGGUUCUGAAGAUCAACAACGUCAUCAUUUCUGGCGACGACGAGCAGGACUUCUAGAUUUCUUGUAAACAGGUUUAACGGCCAAAAAUGAAAUGCCUUCAAUAUUAUACUACAUAAGUUAUGCCAUGAUUAAUCAGGUUGGAGUUCUAUGUAAGACAUGGCGGGUACAUAGAAAAAAUCUGUUGAAAUGAAAGGAACGAAAUUCAAGAAUGA
Molecule: messenger RNA, 2130 nt
Organism: Aspergillus melleus
Lineage: Eukaryota; Fungi; Ascomycota; Eurotiomycetes; Eurotiales; Aspergillaceae
Gene: CCT5
Product: chaperonin-containing T-complex subunit CCT5
Exons: 6
Coding region: 553-1974 (473 amino acids)
Biological process (GO): protein folding
Cellular component (GO): chaperonin-containing T-complex
Molecular function (GO): ATP-dependent protein folding chaperone; ATP binding; ATP hydrolysis activity
Source: RefSeq, a predicted model, not a curated record